AUGGCGGCCUCCACCAACCUUUGUGGGCAGAGCCUCUCGUGGUUCGUCGUUUUUGCUGUUUUCAUGACAAGGGUCGCGUACUGUGCUGAGCACUUCCACAGUUGGAACGUGGAAUUCGACCCGGACUCCGCUUUCUCGUAUCUAGAACAACCGGUUAUCACCAUCAACGGAAUGCUCCCGGGACCGCUCAUAAACAUGUCGACGAACGACGUUGCUUACGUGAACGUGUUCAACAACCUGGACGAGCCUUUGCUUUUCACAUGGAAUGGCCUGCAACAGAGGCUGAACUCAUGGGAAGAUGGAGUCUCGGGCACGAAUUGCCCAAUCCGACCCGGCACCAACUGGACCUACGUGUUCCAGGCCAAGGACCAGAUCGGCACCUUCUUCUACUUCCCCUCCCUCAACUUCCACAAAGCCGCCGGCGGGUUCGGCCCCAUCCGUGUCAACAACCGCAAGGUCAUCGCCGUCCCGUUCCCGACACCUGAGGCCGAGUACGACCUUCUGAUUGGAGAUUGGUACAAUCAAAGCUACAAGACGAUUAGAUCGUCAUUAAGCGACAAACGGCAUGCUUACGACGGAAAGCCUGACGCGCUACUGAUGAAUGGCAAACUCUCAUAUGGAGUUGCAGAAGAUCCUGAGACAUUCAAUGUCACCGAAGGUAAGACUUACAGGAUCAGGAUAUCAAACGUGGGCAAUGCACUGAGCUUCAACUUCAGGAUCCAAGGGCACAGGAUGGUGGUGGUCGAGACGGAAGGGUCGUACACCGCCCAGAUCACCGUUGACUCGCUCGACAUCCACAUCGGCCAGUCGUACUCGGUUCUCGUGACGGCGGACCAAGCCAAGGCCGAUUACUUCAUCACGGCGACGCCGAAGCUGGUCAGCGCGGAGAAGUCCGGCGAGCUAGUCGCCCUGGGAGUUCUUCACUACAAGAACUCCAGUGGACCCCCAAGGUACCCCAUUCCUCCAGGUCCUGAUCCAUUCGACAUGGGUUUCUCCAUCCGCCAAGCUAAGUCCAUCAGGUGGAACAUGACCGCCGGCGCGGCGAGGCCCAACCCGCAAGGGAUGUUCAAUGUCUCCCGCGUGACGCCGAACCAGACGUUCGUCCUCCACGGGUCGACGGCCGAGAUCGACGGGGCGCCUCGCUAUGCCGUGAACAAUGUGUCGUACCACACCCUGGAGACCCCACUCAAGCUGGCGGAUUACCUAGUGAACGGGUCGGGCGUGUACCAGCUCAACUCGUACCCAGUCCGGUCCGUGAACCCGGUGGCCGAGUCGGGCGUCUUCGUCGCGACCGGGGUUCACAAGGGUUGGAUCGAGCUCGUCUUCUCGAACGGCCUGGAUGUCAUGGACUCUUGGCACUUGGACGGGUUCGGAUUUUACGUGGUCGGGUUUGGAAACGGAACUUGGACGCCCAGAUUGCGAUCAACAUACAAUACACACGAUCCAGUCGUUCGGUCUACAGUUCAGGUUUAUCCUGGGAAAUGGACUGCCGUCUACGCUUACCUUGACAACCCAGGAAUGUGGAACUUGAGAUCUCAACACUCGAAGCAUCGGUACCUUGGACAAGAGCUUUACGUUAGGGUUUACGAUGCUGACCCCGAUCCUGCCAAGGAGAGGCCACCCCCAGAAAAUCUCCUCCUAUGUGGUUAG
Molecule: messenger RNA, 1650 nt
Organism: Eucalyptus grandis
Lineage: Eukaryota; Viridiplantae; Streptophyta; Magnoliopsida; Myrtales; Myrtaceae
Product: monocopper oxidase-like protein SKU5
Exons: 8
Coding region: 1-1650 (549 amino acids)
Molecular function (GO): copper ion binding; oxidoreductase activity
Source: RefSeq, a predicted model, not a curated record